Messenger RNA from Neomonachus schauinslandi (Hawaiian monk seal), 975 nucleotides. It is a transcript of the gene SPACA6, whose product is annotated as sperm acrosome associated 6. The transcript is spliced from 9 exons. The record is from RefSeq and is a predicted model, not a curated record. Lineage: Eukaryota; Metazoa; Chordata; Mammalia; Carnivora; Phocidae. The coding region runs from base 1 to 975 and encodes 324 amino acids. Gene Ontology annotation, biological process: fusion of sperm to egg plasma membrane involved in single fertilization.
AUGGCCCUGCUGGCCCCAGGCAGUGCUGUCCCAUCUGCCCUGGUAGCCCUCAUGGUCUUCAGGGCCCCCGCCUGGGCCUGUCUCCUCUGCUUCACAUCCUAUAAGGAGCGUGUCCGCGUCUGCCAGAUCUUUGCUGGUAUAGAGGGCCCUGAGCUGGAAAAGUGUGAGGAGGCAUUCACCGCCGCCUUUAAGGGCCUCCUAGACACUGAAAUCAACUACGAUGAGAGAAGCCACCUGCAUGAUGCCUUCACCCAGAUGACCCACUCUCUCCAGGAGAUGGCCACUGCCCAGGGCUCCUUUAAGGUGGCUUUUCCUGAUGCUGCGGAGAAAAUGCGGAAGGUCAUUAUGCAGCUUAAAGAAGUCCGGGCCUGCAUCCCUCCCUGCGGACUCCAAGAAGUCGCCCGGCGUUUCCACUGCCGCGGGUGCUACUCCACGGUCUGCGACCUCCCGCUGGACUGCCCAGUUCAGGACUUGACGGUGACUCGGGGUCAUCAGGCUAAGUUCUCUUGCACUGUGAACUUCCAACUGCCUAAGGAGGAAAUCACCUAUUCCUGGAAGUUCGCAGGAGGAGGUGUCCGGACGCAGGACGUGUCCUACUUCGAAGACCUCCCGCGGGCCCGAGGAAACCUGGCGCGGAUCCGGCCGGUGCAGCCCGCGCACCGCGGGACGUUCUCUUGCGUGAUCCUGCACGACCAGCUCCCGCUGGCGCGGCUCUACUUCUUUCUUAACGUGACUGGUGCGCCCCCACGUGGGGAGACCGAGCUCCAGGUCUCCUUUCGGGAAGUGCUGCGUUGGGCGCCGCUGGAGGCGGAGAUGAUCGAACCUUGGAGGCCAAGCCUGGGCGAGCUGCUGGCCAGGCCCGAGGCUCUGACGCUGAGCAACCAAUGCUUGCUCGCGGCCGUCGCGGCCUUAGCAUCAGUCAGUGCGACCCUUGUGGUGUGGAUGUUCUUUCGAUGGUACUUCAAGGGCAACUAA